Molecule: messenger RNA, 1332 nt
Organism: Eimeria tenella
Lineage: Eukaryota; Apicomplexa; Conoidasida; Eucoccidiorida; Eimeriidae
Exons: 4
Coding region: 1-1332 (443 amino acids)
Cellular component (GO): mitochondrion
Molecular function (GO): calcium ion binding
Source: RefSeq, a predicted model, not a curated record
AUGCAGUGUAGGGGAAAAGACCUUCACUUUUUGUCGCGUCCAGCUGCUGCAGCAGCAGCAGGAGCAACAACAGCAGUAGCAGCAGCAGCACGCAACCGUUUCUCGGCUGCAGCAGCAGCAACCACGGCAGCAGCAGCGGCAGCAGCUGCUGCUGCUGCUUCUUCAGUGCAGUGGGCGAAGCCAAUUUGCUGCUGCUCCUCCCUAGCUGCUGCUGCAGCAUGCAGCAGUAGCAGCAGCAGCAAAAUGCAGACAUGUCAACGGCUGUUGCUCGCCAAGCACAGUGGGUUAGCAGCUGCAGCAGCAGCAGCUGCUGCUGCUCGUGGCACUUCUGCUGCAGUGCAUGAAGCCGCGGCGUAUUACAGCAGCAGCAGCAGCGCCUCCACUCCAAGCAGCAGCAGCAGCAGCCCUCCUACCAGCAGCAGCAGCAGCAGCAGAAACAGCAGCAGCAGCAGCAGCAGCCCUCCCAGCAGCAGCAGCAGCUCUCCCAGCAGCAGCAGCAGCAGCAGCAGCCCUCCCAGCAGCAGCAGCAGCAGCAGCAGCAGCAGAAACAGCAGCAGCAGCAGCAGCCCUCCCAGCAGCAGCAGCAGCAGCAGCAGCAGCAGCGUGGAGGCGGAGAGCAGCAGCAUGAUAGACCAGUGGUUCACUUCGAUCGACGCCAACAGAGACGGCUUUAUUUCGCAGAGAGAAUUUCGCACUUGGUACUGCCUGCACUUCAUUCCCACCUUUGCGCAGCAGCAGCAGCAGCAGCAGCAGCAGCAGCAGCAGCAGCAGCAGCAGGGGGGGGGGGCGGGCAAGGAGAAGGGGGGGGCGGGGAAGGAGGGGACGCAGCAGGAGCCGCUCAAACAGCAGCAGCAGCAGCAGCAGGAAGGUGCUGCUGCAGCAGGAGGCAGCAGCAGCAGCAGCAGGGACUGCAACAGCAGCAGCUGCAGCAGCAAAGCGGUGUGUCCUCUUAGCGGCAGCAGCAGCCUGAGCACCCCCGCAACGCAGCAGCAGAUGCAGCAGCGGCUGCUGCUGCUGGAGACAGAAGCAGCAGCACUACGUGCUGCGCUGCAGUCGGGGCAGCAGCAGCAGCAGCAGCAGCCCAUCAGCAACAGACAAGUUCUUUCUAUUCUCGCGCGCAGCGCCAUUCCCUAUAUAGGAUUUGGCUUCAUGGAUAACUGCCUCAUGCUGCUGUGCGGGGAGUUGAUUGAUUUGCAGCUCAGCGCCGUUCUGGGCCUUUCGACCUUAGCGGCAGCUGGCCUCGGGAACCUCAUCAGCUGCGCCUCGGGUGUCAUUACAGGAGGUUUCAUAGAGCGUUUUGUUUACAGAUUUCGAUAUUCCGAUGCAACUUGA